AUGUCACAUCAAGUAACCCACACGGGAGAGAAACCUUUUGAAUGCUCAGAGUGUGGAAAGAGAUUCAAUAGGAGUGCCCAUCUUCAACAGCAUCAAGUAACCCACACGGGAGAGAAGCCUUUUGAAUGCACAGAGUGUGGAAAGAGAUUCAGUCAGAGAAGCAAUCUUCAAGUCCAUGAAAGAACCCACACAGGGGAGAAACCUUUUGAAUGCUCAGAGUGUGGGAAGAGAUUCAGUACGAAUAGGUGGCGUCAGCAUCACCAAGUAAUCCAUACAGGGGAGAAACCUUUUGAAUGCACAGAAUGUGGAAAGAGAUUCAGUCGGAGAAGCAGUCUUCAAGUCCAUCAAAGAACCCACACAGGGGAGAAACCUUUUGAAUGCACAGAGUGUGGAAAGAGAUUCAGUCAGAGAAGCAGUCUUCAAGUCCAUCAAAGAACCCACACAGGGGAGAAACCUUUUGAAUGCUCAGAGUGUGGGAAGAGAUUCAGUACGAAUCGGUAUCUUCAGCAGCACCAAGCAAUCCACACAAGGGAGAAACCUUUUGAAUGCACCAAGUGUGGAAAGAGAUUCAGUCAGAGUAUCAGUCUUCAGCUGCACCAAAGAACCCACACAGGGGAGAAACCUUUUGAAUGCUCAGAGUGUGGGAAGAGAUUCUGUCAUAGUAGCAGUCUUCAAGUCCAUCAAAGAACCCACACAGGUGAGAAACCUUUUGAAUGCUCAGAGUGUGGUAAGAGAUUCAGUUGGAGUCGCAGUCUUCAAGAGCAUCAAACAACCCACACAGGGGAGAAACCUUUUGAAUGCUCAGAGUGUGGGAAGAGAUUCAGCACGAGUUGCAGUCUUAAAGAUCAUCAAAGAACCCACACAGGGGAGAAACCUUUUGAAUGCUCAGAGUGUGGAAAGAGGUUCAGUGAGAGUAGUAAUCUUCGAACGCAUCAAAGAACCCACACAGGGGAGAAACCUUUUGAAUGCACAGAAUGUGGAAAGAGAUUCAGUCAUAGUAGCAGUCUUCAAGAGCAUCAAAGAACCCACACAGGGGAGAAACCUUUUGAAUGCUCAGAGUGUGGGAAGAGAUUCAGUCGGAGUUGCAGUCUUCAAAAGCAUCAAAGAACCCACACAGGGGAGAAACCUUUUGAAUGCACUGAGUGUGGAAAGAGAUUCAGUGAGAGUAGUCAUCUUCGAACGCAUCAAAGAACCCACACAGGGGAGAAACCUUUUGAAUGCACAGAAUGUGGAAAGAGAUUCAGUCAUAGUAGCAGUCUUCAAGAGCAUCAAAGAACCCACACAGGGGAGAAACCUUUUGAAUGCACAGAGUGUGGGACGAGAUUCACUCGGAGAAGGAAUCUUCAAGUCCAUCAAGGAACCCACAGAGGGGAGAAACCUUUUGAAUGCUCAGAGUGUGGGAAGAGAUUCAGUACAAAUGGGUAUCGUCAGCAGCACCAAGCAAUCCACACAGGGGAGAAACCUUUUGAAUGCACCGAGUGUGGAAAGAGAUUCAGUCAGAGUAUCAGUCUUCAGCUGCACCAAAGAACCCACACAGGGGAGAAACCUUUUGAAUGCUCAGAGUGCGGGAAGAGAUUCAAUCAGAGUCACAGGCUUCAACGGCACCAAACAAUCCACACAGGGGAGAAACCUUUUGAAUGCACAGAGUGUGGAAAGAGAUUCUGUCAGAGAAGCAGUCUUCAAGUCCAUCAAAGAACCCACACAGGGGAGAAACCUUUUGAAUGUUCAGAGUGUGGGAAGAGAUUCAGUAGGAGUAGCAGUCUUCAACAGCAUCAGAGAACCCACACAGGGGAGAAACCUUUUGAAUGUUCAGAGUGUGGAAAGAGAUUCAGUUGGAGUCGCAAUCUUCAAGUCCAUCAAAGAACCCAU
This is a messenger RNA of Heteronotia binoei (common prickly gecko), 1869 nucleotides long. RefSeq names its product oocyte zinc finger protein XlCOF6-like. The record is from RefSeq and is a predicted model, not a curated record. The annotation marks the transcript as partial. Gene Ontology annotation, molecular function: DNA-binding transcription factor activity, RNA polymerase II-specific; RNA polymerase II cis-regulatory region sequence-specific DNA binding. Gene Ontology annotation, cellular component: nucleus. Lineage: Eukaryota; Metazoa; Chordata; Lepidosauria; Squamata; Gekkonidae. Gene Ontology annotation, biological process: central nervous system development; regulation of transcription by RNA polymerase II. The transcript is spliced from 2 exons.